Messenger RNA from Effrenium voratum, 2547 nucleotides. NCBI's taxonomy places the organism in Eukaryota, Dinophyceae, Suessiales, Symbiodiniaceae. The record is from the annotation of a GenBank genome assembly.
AUGACGGCAGGCCCAAAGCCCGACGAUGCGAGCGAGACGGUGGCCCAACGGCUGGUCUCCUUUGCUGCUGGCUGCUUGGGCACGACGACACCUGCAAAGACCGGCAGCCGGCUCGGCGUGAUGGGCAGCGUCUCUGAGGCGGAGUUGCAGGAAAUCCUGUGCCACAUCGAGGUGCUGGCCAAGCAGCGAGCUGCCGGGAUUGUUGGCCGUCCGCCUUCCCCGGAGAGAGGCAGCGAGGAGUUCAUGAAAGCCUUGGGGGAGGCCUGUGGAGUGGAUGCGGAUCGCAUCCACCUAUACCUGCCCAAAGACCCCAUGGGUAAAGUGGACCUGAUUCAGAUGUUCAGGAUGGAUGGCAAGGCCUCGCCCCGGCCCAGCGAAGGGAUCACAGAGUUCGUGGAUUGUCCCUCGGAUCUACCUCGCUGCGUGUUUGAAGGCUUGGAGCUCGCAGAAGAGGUGGACGAGGGCGAGUGGUUGAAAGACGCCGCGGCCAUCAACAGUCUGCGCUCCGCAAUAUGCAACCAAGAGCUUCCUGAGGUGCCUGUUGCUUGGCUGCUCUCGCUGGCCCGACGCUGCAGGAGUAGAAGACCUGCCCUCUGCAAGACCGCUUUGAGGGCGUUGGCCGAGCUGGCUGAUAGAGGUGGCCCCUGCAUCCCUGCUGCCAGGGAGAUCGUUUCCGCAUGCUUGGCUGCCAUGCAGUUGACCAAGGUCGCCGCCAAGGUGGCGGAGGAGACACUCCAGGCGGUGUGCCGCCGCUUGGAGGAGGCGGAGGCCGCGACUUUGCAGAUCUUGGCCGCCAGCGAGGCGAAGCAUCCGGUUUGUGCAGUGGCGCUGCUUCGAGCCAUGGCCUGGCAGCUCUACACUCCGACCUUUCAGUCGUACGGAGCUUCGCCCCAUUCGCCAUGUCUGGGCUCGGAAUCUCCCCGCAGACUGUAUGAGCCAGCACGGCCACCAGGUCCGGAUCUGACACCAACGCAUCUAAAGCAACCCAUGCGGCCUGAGGCAAUGGGUAUGCGCCCUGGGACGGAGGCCGCUGCGCCCCAGGCCGCCCAGGCCGCCCAGGCGACCGGAUGGCAGCUGAGCAGCCAGGCAGCGAGCUUCGUCCGACACAGGCAGCGCUUCGUGCAGUACAUGCAGUCCGAGAGUCUCUUCGCCAUGCCGAUGCCGAGCAUAUUCCGUCCACAGGUCUUGCGCUCCCCGGGAGGUGUCAGUGCGGUUCCCAGAAAGCUGUCGCCCUCGAAAGAGAACCAGGAUGAGGAUGUGUGCGAUGAGGGGAGUCCUUGGCUGGACUUGCAGAAGGGUCUGGCCUCCACGUGGCAAUCCUUGAUGACCUCGAUGGAUGCUUUGUCUGGCAACUGGUGCAUGUACGACGACGGAGACUUCGGUGCAAAACGCAGAAUGCGGCUCGGGCUGAGUGUCUCGGAGUUCGAUGACCUGUGGUUUGUCCGAACCUCACCCACCAUCCGUCCAGACACACCGGGAGGGCAGCCAAGUCCUUGCGUGGCUGCGGCGCCGCUUGGGGUCGACGUUCGACCCGUGCAAUCCGUUCAAGUUGCGCAAGGUGUGCAAUCUGCCCAGCAAGGUCCACCACUGAAGGCCUUGCCCCUGGCACAGGUGAAUCAGAUACUCCGCGUGAGCCGCUCCUCCAUUGUCUCGCUGAAGGGUAACAAAUCUACAGCUCCGAACCAGGACAGAGCAGCGCUUGCCAGUCUGGGUGGUGCAGAUCUACUGACCGUUUGCGACGGCCAUGGUGAGGUUGGCCAUGACGUGGCAGAGAUUUGUAUAGAGGUCCUUCCUCGACUGGUGUUGCAGCAGGUGAGCAAAUUAGAGAACAACAUGUCGCCCGCAGGAGUGCCGGGAAAGGAAUCCCGGAAUCCGCAGGAGGCCGCUGCCGCAGUCGGCGAUGUGUGGCGAGAGGCCACGUGCCAAGCUUUUGAAGAGAUGCACCGGAUGCUGGAGGCCCUGACCGCUGACGAGGCAUCGCAACUGGAUGCUCGGUCCAGCGGCACAACGGCCACCGUGCUGGCCCUCACGGACCGCAGGAUCCUCGUGGCCCACGUCGGUGACUCCCGUGCCGUGUUAGGUGUGCGGCGUGGCGGGGAAUGGAUUCCAAGAGAUCUCACCAGGGACCACAAGCCAGAAGCGCCCGAGGAGAGGGCCCGCAUUGAGCAAAGCGGGGCGCAGGUCAUCACAGUCGGGCAGCCUCCCAACUCUACCUGCCGCGUUUAUUCGCCGCAGCAGGCAUGGCCAUCCAUCAACAUGUCGCGAUCACUGGGGGACUUGCACGCGCACACCCAGGGCCUGUCAGCGGAGGCUGAGGUGAAUUGCUUUGAGCGCUCCGACACCACCGAAGCAGUGAUCAUUGUUGGGUCCGACGGCAUUUGGGACGUCAUGGACAGCAACACUGCGGUGAAUCUGGCAUGGCAGAGUUUCCAGCAGGGGGCAGAUCCUGCCCUGGCAUUGUCACAGGAGGCAUACCUUCGAUGGAAUCACCGCGCCCUGCAGGCCGGAUACACGGAUGACAUAACGGUGGUGGUUCGUUUCCUCUGA